UCUCAUUAAGACCAUUAGACCUGCCAGCAGUCCACCUAUAAGCCACAGCUGAGGGUAAAACUACACAGGAUCUUCAUUUCAAGGAGCUGCACCGCUUUUUGCUUCUUAAACCGAUUUCACCCUUCACUGGAACUAAAGACAAGACCUACUGGUAGGCUAAAACAGCACACAGGUAUGGACAAUAGACUACUUCUCGCCGUCCUGUUUGUGACACUGUCCUGGAUAUCUGAGGCAGGGGCAAACAAUGCAACAAGUGAACCAAAUACGGCAAUGGCAACCGACAUGACAUCGGCGGGAAACAGCAUAACAAGUGAACCAAAUGCGACAAUGGCAACCGACAUGACAUCGGCGGGAAACAGCAUAACAAGUGAACCAAAUGCGACAAUGGCAACCGACAUGACAUCGGCGGGAAACAGCAUAACAAGUGAACCAAAUGCGACAAUGGCAACCGACAUGACAUCGGCGGGAAACACCAUAACAAGUGAACCAAAUGCGACAAUGGCAACCGACAUGACAUCGGCGGGAUACACCAUAACAAGUGAUCCAAAUGCGACAAUGGCAACCGACAUGACAUCGGCGGGAUACACCAUAACAAGUGAUCCAAAUGCGACAAUGGCAACCGACAUGACAUCGGCGGGAUACACCAUAACAAGUGAUCCAAAUGCGACAAUGGCAACCGACAUGACAUCGGCGGGAAACACCAUGACAAGUGAACCAACUGGGACAAUGGCAACACACAUGACAACAGAAGUACCCACCACUGCUUUAACAGCAGUGCCCCCACUGAUACCCAACAUCACAGUGGAAAAUCUUGAGACAACUAUUUCUAACACAGGAUGUGGGACCGAACAGCUCUGUGCAGCUGAGCCUUCUUCAUGCAACCCUGCCAGUUCAGGAUCAUGUUUCUUUCUUGCUGCUAAGCAGCAAAGUGGUCAAAACUUUGAUUUUGAGCUCUCAGGGGAGUCAGAAGGCUACCUCGCUGCCUCCCUCUCAUCUGACAGCACACUGGGAGGGAACGACACAACCUACGUCUGUGCAAACGACAAUGGUGUUGUUAAGUUCAUUGGUGCUGUCCUCGACAAUGGCAAGCUGACAGAGAAAGAGCUGAACGUGAACACUGUAAAGGGCAAGGUCACUGGAAAAACAAUCCAGUGCACGUUUGCUGCCACCGUACCAGACCCAGUUGCUAGAACAGCAGGUUUCUCGGUCUCAGUCUCCACUGGAACUUACAACAGCAGUUCUGACCGUCUGGGACCCGUAAACACCCAAUUAAAGAGCCCUGUUGUAGAUCUGACGAAGCCUAACACCGUCGUCAUCAAUGAGCUUGCCACCAACACCACCACAUCCCCCAAUACCACAGACUCUAGCUACUCCUUUACACUCCAGCAAUCAAUGACACAAGCUCUGCUGAUCUCUGCAGGUGUGCUGAGUCUGACCAUGGUCUAAGGAAAUGGAAACCCCCAUCAGUCAAGACAAGAAAACCAUAACUUUCCUAUUCAUAUUAUACAUGUGCCACUGAAUAUAAACAGUUAAACAUCUCACAAUGCAGCCCUGAUAAUUAAAAUCAUGCUUAAGUUUAUGUCAACUCACUGCAGGUGAAAGUAGGAGCGGCAUAGGGUGGUCACUCUUCUUCCACCUUCUGCAGACUGCUUUCACAUCUGUUCUAGGCUAAGAAACAAGUCAAGGUGUAAAUCAAUCUUUGAAUGGCAGUACUUGGCUUUCACCAGGAGAUGCUUUAGACAAAUUUUACUAUUUAAGCCCACAUUAUGAACGACAGGCAAAAACCUCAUAACUUGGUGACUCCAUGUAACGGUGUUGCUACUGUUGGAAAAUAUCUGUUGGUAAAUUUCAACAGAGCAUAAAUGCAAAAACUUUUGUCAAAAAGCUGAGGGACUACAGAAGAACUGUUUGUUAACCUUAUUUUUCUUUUACUAUCUCUCAGUAUAUGCCUUUAUGAGUGACAAUACUCAUGUUGCUUUGCUUGCUUUGUCAAUACACAUUUACAUUCAUGUCUUAUGUUUCUUGUGGCACACAUCAGACAAGCAGAGAGACAAAGUUUUUCUCCCCUCUUGUCACUCAUAAUGAAGCCAGCAAAUGGUAGACAUGUGUGUUUUGUUAAAUUGUUAUUCUUUUUGGUGUGAAUGUACGUACUGUGGAUCAUUUAACAAUGUUUUUAAAAUGAAGCCUAAUAUUAUUGAUAUUUUCAUGUGCAUGUAUGAGCAAGUGCACAUGCAAAUGAGCAGCUGCAUAUACAGAAUGCUUGUUAUGAUACCAAAUAUUGGUUAAACUGAUUUUGCACAUUAAUAACAGAAUGCAGGACUUCAAGUUUGUAUUAUAUGUUUUUGAAAUAAAUGUUUUUCCCAAACCGG
Messenger RNA from Chelmon rostratus (copperband butterflyfish), 2369 nucleotides. RefSeq names its product sericin 1-like. Bases 175 to 1446 code for a protein of 423 amino acids. Gene Ontology annotation, biological process: regulation of glutamate receptor signaling pathway. The transcript has 7 exons. The record is from RefSeq and is a predicted model, not a curated record. NCBI's taxonomy places the organism in Eukaryota, Metazoa, Chordata, Actinopteri, Chaetodontiformes, Chaetodontidae.